CGAAAAUCUCUAAUGAUUAUCUAUCGUGUAUUGUUAUCGAAAUUCGAGUGCCGCGUUUUAACGCGAGUGUUGUGAUUAGUGAAUAAUGAAACGUCGUUUCGUGUGUAUGCGACCGAUGGAUAGUUUCCUGUGUUUUGCGUUUACACAUUUGUUUACAACAAACAGUUGUUCAUUUUGAUUGUGCUAAGUCGAAUUAUUAUCAGCGAGUUUUCGAUCGGUAAUUUCUCUAUCGCGACGGUAGUGAUUUUGCAAUACGUAAUUAUAUUGUUUUCCUGUGCAUUACGAUUUUUUUAAUCGGAUUUAUUCUGUGAUUGUUUGGUUAUAUUUGUGUGUGUUACCUGCCGACGGGGAAGCUUCGAGAUUUUUGGAUUUAUCUGAUACCGAUCGCAUUGUUAAAUUUAUAUCGCAGUUUUGUCGCGGCAUGUACUUAGGUAGCGUCCUGACAACAACCAACAUUUCGUCGCCGUGGACUCCGGUCACAGGCCCGCAGGCCGACUCCAACGGCCCGGGCCCAGAUACCAAGAAUCUCGAUGUCGGUGAUAUGAGUGACGAUGAAAAAGACAUGGCAGCUGCGGAUGCGGAGGGGGUCUGGAGUCCGGAUAUCGAGCAGAGUUUUCAAGAAGCCCUGGCCAUAUAUCCGCCUUGCGGACGGCGAAAAAUCAUAUUAUCGGACGAAGGAAAAAUGUAUGGACGGAAUGAACUCAUAGCAAGAUAUAUAAAAUUAAGGACAGGAAAAACAAGGACGAGAAAACAAGUGAGCUCACAUAUACAAGUAUUAGCUAGGCGGAAACUGAGAGAGAUACAAGCGAAACUUAAAGUUGAUCACGUGGCCAAAGAGAAAACCCUACAGACGAUGUCGAGCAUGUCGAGUGCGCAGAUCGUAUCUGCUACCACUGCAAUGCACAGCAAGUCAGCAGGUCUGAAUAUUGGCCUAACUCAUAAUCCCGUUUCCUAUCCUGGAGCGCAAUUUUGGCAGCCCGGUCUUCAACCUGGAACUUCCCAAGAUGUAAAACCGUUCGCUCAGGCAGCGUACUCGGCGGGAAAACCGGCGACGGCCGUGUCACCGGGAGACGUUGGAGCUCUGCAAUCGGCGCCGCCUCCCGUGUGGGAAGGACGAGCCAUAGCGACGCACAAAUUGAGGCUGGUCGAAUUUUCAGCCUUCAUGGAAUCGCAAAAUCGAGAAGAAGCAUAUCAGAAGCACCUGUUCGUUCACAUAGGAGGACCGACCCUCUCCUACUCGGAUCCCCUGCUAGAAAACGUCGACGUCCGACAAAUAUACGACAAAUUCCCGGAGAAAAAAGGCGGACUGAAGGAAUUGUACGACAAAGGGCCGCAAAACGCGUUCUUCCUCGUCAAAUUCUGGGCCGACUUAAAUUCAAAUAUCCAAGAUGAGACUGGCGCGUUCUACGGUGUUACGAGCUCGUAUGAAAGCAACGACAAUAUGACGAUUACGUGCUCGACGAAGGUUUGCUCCUUCGGCAAGCAGGUCGUGGAAAAAGUGGAAACCGAAUAUGCUCGAUACGAAAACGGGCGAUUUGUAUAUAGAAUCCAUCGAAGUCCGAUGUGCGAGUAUAUGAUCAAUUUCAUCCACAAACUGAAGCACCUCCCGGAGAAGUACAUGAUGAAUAGCGUGCUGGAAAACUUUACGAUCUUACAGGUCGUAAGUAACAGAGACACACAAGAGACUCUAUUAUGUACUGCGUACGUAUUCGAAGUGUCGACUUCCGAGCAUGGAGCACAACACCACAUUUACAGGCUUGUGAAAGACUAGCAGGUUAUCGGUGCGACCGUAACCUAUCACUUCAGUGCCUACACUCUCACAAUACUAGUAUUAUUAUCAGUUACUUACUUUUUAAGAAGUACCUAGUUAAUGAAGGAGGAAAAUAUAAUGUAAAAAAUAUGCCAUUUUCGAGGUAAAGAAAGCUACCUUUACACUUUCUUGGUUUUGUCGUCCCAACUAAAAUGAAUGAUUUUCGUUUCUCCCGCGGAAGCUCCAGCGCUGCUUAAAUCUUUUUAUCGUUCUAUCCUUCGGAGUAGGACGGCGAUUUUUCUUUUCAAAUCGUGUCUAUUUUUUUAUUUAUUUAUUAUAUUUAUUGAGUUGUAGUAGAAGAAAAAUUGACAAUAACGUAUAAUUUAAAAAAAAGGAACAAAGUGAACUGGAUUAAAUAAAUUCCUUCGAGAUUAUUAAGAGAAAAAUCGCCGUUCUAUUCCGGAAACGUUAUACACUUAUUUACAUCGUACUUUUAGAUUUUUAAGUCUUUUUUUUCGUUUUGCGAGUUUUGAUUUUUGAUUUUCUCGUUUUUAAGUAGAUAAACACCAGAGAUGACACUUAUUAUAUUCACCGGGUGCAAUAAUUAAUUCACCAUUACAAUGGGUGCAUCUAUUUUAUUGCACCAUAAACCCAAAUAACUAUUUAUGCACCAAUUAAAAAAGAAUAUGUACAAAUCGAGCUUUAGAAGCAAGUGUUUUAAACACAAGGUCUGGAUUUAUUGUAAUCCAGUAGUUCUGGACUUAUUGUGAUACAGUAGUUCUGGAAUUUACUGGAUCUUAAUAAAACUCUUGUGAACACUAUUAUAUACUAGAAGGCUCUUUAGAACAUUUGUGGAUUGGAUUGAAUUCUUGCGAACAUUUCUAGAUCUAUUUAAGCUCGUGUACUUGUAGAUUCAAUUUAAAUCUUACGUUGUAGAUCCUACUGAUAAAGUUUUAUGGCCAGAUUUAGUUCUGGUGCAAAGGGUGGUUUGCAGCUAUUAUUUGCACCGGUGCAUAACUAUAUGGCGUCUCUGGUAAACAGAAAAUUUUUCGUUUUCUUUUCGGGAUAAAUUUAUGUUUAGUAUCUCAACGUGUAGAUCGCCGUGCAGAUUGCUAUUUACUGUAAAAAAAUAAUCGGAUAUUUAAGAAAUGAAUCUGCACCGUGACCUACGGUGACUUAGGUAUACAUUUUUUUACUUAGGUUUACAUUUAAGUAAAGUUUGCUCUUUGUGAUGAUAAUUUUUAACAAUUUUAUAUAUACAAAUAGAUAUAUACAUAUUUAGAUUUCUAUCUGAUUUUCUUUUUUUUUUUGAAAAAUAAAAUACCCAGUAUUUUGAUUAGUUUAGUUUUUUUGCCAAUAACAAUGUUAUAGCUUUAGAUAAGAUGUCCCCACAAAAUUCGCUCGGCGUGUCUUUGAGACGAUUAAAUUGGAAUUUUGUGGGGUAUAUUUUCGUUUAUUUGUGUUCAAUUUGGCUCAAAUUUCGCCAAAUAAGUUAUACCCAUUGGAAUUUAUUGUGGAAUAAAUUCGGACCGUCCAGAUUUCUCCAAUUUUCUUAAUAAAUUAUAUUGAAACAAAUGUAUUGGCAGUACUUAAGCAUUUUGUAUUUGUUCUGAUCUUAAUACUGACUAAUAAUGAUGGGUGUUCAACUGAUUUUAUUAUUCAUAGAGAUUUUGUUAGAGCCCUUUUGUAGAAUAUAUCAAAAUUACCAAAAAUAAACUGUAAAUGGCUAAAAUAACUUAUUUGGAAAUAUGAAAUGUAAGUUGAGCACCCUAGACUUUCGAUUGUAUGAGAAAUAUAAAUUAUAAAAUUCAUGUGAGAUAUCUUUCGAAUUUAAUUACAAGAAAUAUAUCAGUCAGUAUGGAAAAGGUGCGUUUUUAGGAGUAUUCUGGAUGUUCUGAUGUUGAUGUUAUCACACUCGCAACGUGCAUAGUGCAAUCAAAACAUAUAAAAUUUAAACGAAAAAGGGUUGUGAAAGCAUCAUAGUAUUUUACAAAAGAUUUAUAUAUGAAAAAAAAAAGAUAAUUUUAUUUACAAGUGGCAAUGUUUUUGAUCUCUCAUUUAGUCUUUGGAAUUAAUUUAAUAAGUGUAUUAUGUAAUAUUCGGUAGCUUUUAAUUUUUUAACGAAUUUGGAUGAAACAAUAAAUCUUAAGGAAAUGACUAUCUUGAAUAUAAAAUUGCGUUCGCUGGCACUUGGAUAUCUUCUGUGAAGAUUACUAUUUUUUGAAAUUGUAAAGAUUGAUUCUUUUAAUUAUACGAACAAUCCACGAAAUAUGCCAGCAAUGAACUGAAUAAGAUAUGAAUAAGAAGAGUGAAGAGAAGAGAAUUAUUUUCUUUAUUAUCGAUUUAUAAAACUUCUGAAGAGUUUAGUACCUUUAUUGAAAAAAACCAGAAACUUUAUGUUAACAGUACUACAUCAAGGCUACAAGGUGGUUAGUAAAUCCAUUUAAUUAGAUUUUUGUAGCACAAUUUGAUACCUUAAUAAUUUUUAAGUGGAUAUUUAUUAUCUAUUUACGUUGCAAUUGAAGUAUUUAAAUCGAUCGAUAGACAUAUUUGGUGGAUUCGUAGAAAAAUAAAUCGUCGAAGGUGCCAGUACAUAAAAAAUUAAUAUUGUAAAUAUAUUUCUAUGAGCAUAUGGCGGCUAAAUAUUUUUAUCUCUCGACAAGCAGUUAUAAGGUUCUUUACAAAGUGUGCUAUAUUAACUUGAGAUUUUUUAUCCAUAUCUGGAAUUGCCAUAUCAAAAUAAGAAAAGAACAUUUAUUGAAUCUUAUAGUUUUGCUCUUUGUGUACAGUAUUUUAAAUCAGGUUUAUAAUUUGUAUUGAAAAUUAUAAAAAUUCAAUCUUAU
Molecule: messenger RNA, 4593 nt
Organism: Phyllotreta striolata
Lineage: Eukaryota; Metazoa; Arthropoda; Insecta; Coleoptera; Chrysomelidae
Source: the annotation of a GenBank genome assembly